Molecule: messenger RNA, 1782 nt
Organism: Necator americanus (New World hookworm)
Lineage: Eukaryota; Metazoa; Nematoda; Chromadorea; Rhabditida; Ancylostomatidae
Exons: 15
Coding region: 1-1782 (593 amino acids)
Source: RefSeq, a predicted model, not a curated record
AUGGCUGAAGACUUGCGAUCGAGCAGCUUUCGAGAAAAUAGGGCAAACACUUCUGCCGCUAUGAGAAGUGAGCAAGUGGAUGGUCUUUUCGACCCGAGAUGCGCCAGAACCAUGGAGCCGAUAUUUCCAAUGAAGGAAGCGGAUUGGUCUCAGUAUGUCAGUACAACAAACAAUGAAAGAGAUAGAGGGAUUCCUCAUGAUCGUAUUCACGGAUAUGGAUUUGCGUCGAACGCCUCCAAUUCUGAAAAUGAGCAAGUACCUCAACGGUACAGAGAAGCAAGUGAUUCAGAAUGGGAUUCUUGUGAUGUUCGUAAGGAUUCGUGCGUCUUAGGAUCUGGAAGGAUGGGAAGUGGCAGCAAUUUCUCGCGUCAUGCGCGACAAACUCUCUUUUGUGAUAAUAGAGCUCCUGAAACCGCCUACGAACCUGGGACAUCUACCGAAGACCAAACCUCCCAAGAUCACUUGUAUCAAAACCGUGGCCAAAGCAGCAAUCAACGUAAUGGUGUGGAAGCGAAACCUAACGGAAUUUUCUCCACAGAUGAACGGCGCUCAAAGACUUCACGACACUCAAACAGAAGAAACUCAGCUGCUGAAAAGAUUAUGGAAAGACCUUCUAGAUUACGCCGGCAGAACUUAAGCAGAACAGAUUUUGAGAUGAUUUGCACUGUUGUAUUCGAUUCGGAUGCUGAAGGAGAAACUGGUGACUGUGAAAAUGGUACAGGCACUUCGAAAGAUGGUCCAUGCAUCUCUGAUCCCGAGGAGAAUUACGUCCAGAUUCGUCCCACUUCUAUAGCUUCCUUAUCUAUCGACAAAUUUGUCAACGAGAAUCGCGAAGAUAUGCUAUUUGAUCGGAUACCACGUGUUGGGGAAAAGGAUUAUGUCGACUCACUUCUACACAAAAAUGUUAAAAAGUUUCUCUCUCAAAAUCGUUUGUCAUCAGGUGCUCUCUCUGUCGUUGUGGACUUGUUCGAAUUUCCUCCUCAGCUUACCGCAAGACUUGCAACCCGUUUAUUGAGACCAGUCAUUAUUGAUGGUGGUGCUGUUGCUAGUUGCUUCGAUAAAGAGUACUCCGUGCACUGGGGUAAAACUGAUCCGACAGUGUUGGUGUGGGCUUCCUGCAAAGUACUUCCUAUGAAACCUAUCUGCCUCACUGUAGCGAUGUUCUUACUACGUGGUCACAAGGUUACUGUAUUGCUGCCAAGAUAUUACCGCGACGCCGCUGUCGGCGGAGUAAGAAACAAGGUUGAUGAUGUCGAAGCGCUUAAAAUCUUGCAGAAUCUUCAAAUAGUCAAGUUUGUGGAGCCUAAUGGAGUGUGUAGCGUGAUGGAUGCAAUCAGGAAGGAGGUUGACAAGGUUGACGCAUUACUUAUAAGUUCAGGAAGCUUUGAUGUAAGGGAAGAGUGGCUCAAAAAACCGAUGCUUCCAUUUUCGCAGAAUCAACAACAACAAACUUUGCCUUCCGCUUUCACCAAAGCAUCCAAGCGAAUGUUAACACCUACGUUCUAUGGUAGAAACCGUGACAUGACAAUGUCUUUCGGCUUCCACACCAAGGAAGGUGGUACGUGGCGAAUUGUUGCGGAGGAGCAAAUGUGUUACUAUGAACCGCACAUGGAUUCUGGUUCCAAUAUCGACGAUGAAGGAAGGUUAUGCCAGCAGUUACUGUUCGAAGAUCAGGUUCAUCUGCUUGUAGCACUCAAAGAUCUAUUCGAGUGGCCUGCUCUUUAUCGUCGUGGUAUAUCUGCUGUUCUCCGCCUUGAUCACCUUGCAACAUCAACCCACUAG